Molecule: messenger RNA, 504 nt
Organism: Rangifer tarandus platyrhynchus (Svalbard reindeer)
Lineage: Eukaryota; Metazoa; Chordata; Mammalia; Artiodactyla; Cervidae
Source: the annotation of a GenBank genome assembly
AUGUUAAUGGUAGGAAGCUCGCUCCAGGCCACCCAGCCCGACUGCCAGGGGGAGGAUGUGGGUCCGAGGAGCGCGGUGUCCAGUGGCCAGGGCGGCAGCUUCUCCUCCGGGCGUUCCUCUGCAUUUGUCACAUUGGGCCGGGAGCGGGGUCUCUCCUGGACAAGGGUCUUUGUCCGGAAGGCCGAGCCUCCUCCUAGCCCUGGUUGCAGCAACACAGCCGUGAGCACAGCGGCAAGGAGAGGCGCUGACGUCCGCGCCCUGCAGUCUGAAGGCCCGACCGCGGGCCACGCGCGGGCUCAGAGUGCGAUGGUGAUGGAAGGUGCUCAGUGUGAGGGUGGACGCGGCCGGGAGAUGCGGUCAGGUCAGCAAGUGGCUCCAAGCAGCCCGGCCCCCAGCUCCGGAGCCAGCGUGGCCCCAGCCGUCUCGGUGCAUCCGAGCGCGGCCGUCCAGAUGUCCCGGAAUCAGCCGGUCUCUGCCCCAUGUCCACCACCCGGGGCUUGGUAA